UCUUUCUUUACACACACCCACCGCCCAUGUAGCCGCCCCAAAACGCCGCUUUUCGCCUGACUGAGUUCAUUAAUGCGUAGAGGAAGAGGAGGAGGUGGACACUGCUCUUCUUCUACGUGCUGAGAGCUGCUGUUUCACUUCACCACCGCCUGCGAGCAGCCCUGUCACUGCUCCGUCUCUCUAGGUGUGACCUUUGGAUCUUUGCUGAAAAGUGCCAACAUUUUUGAUACUCGUUUUGUGUUGUUGUUUUUUGUACACUAAGCCUCGCCGGGGAGAGAGCAACUCCAGGGCGGUGAAACGAGAAGUUUAAACCUCCAGCUGCUUGCGCAAGAAGACGCCGGAUUUCACACCUCCACACACCGCUAGAUCUGAAGUGUGUGUAUUCUUUGUCUGGUGGAGGUUAUCAUCAACUUCAGUGAAGUUUUAUCUGCCAAGAGAGGAAACACAUCCGCCCGGCAUCAUGACUCGGAGAUCCUGUGCCAUUUACGCCACCGGGAUCGUGUGCGCUCACCUCCUGAUUGUGGGGAUCGCCCUGGUCGUGGCUCAAGUCUUCCAAACAAUGAUUCACAGCCGGUUAAAAAAGGAAAUGACUUUGACAGAGAAGAGCCAAGUGUUCGAUGCCUGGAAGAAUCCACCUCCACCCGUUUACAUGGAGUAUUACUUCUUCAAUGUGACCAAUCCGGAGGUGUUUUUGGCAGGCGGGAAGGCAACUGUUAAACAGAUCGGACCCUAUACUUACAGGGAGUACAGGCCGAGAGAAAACAUAACUUUCCUGGAGAACGGCACCAAGAUUUACGCCCUGAACCCCAAAACGUUUGUGUUUGUCCCUGAGAAGUCGGCGGGCGACCCAGAGGUGGACAUCAUCAGGACCGUCAACAUCCCGUUUGUGGCGGUGAUGAACGAGCUGAACUCUUACUCCUUCUUCCUGAGAACGUUGGUUUCCAUGUACAUGAACAGUCUGGGCAUUGAAAUAUUUAUGACCCGCACUGUCCACGAGGUCCUGUGGGGCUUUAAGGACCCUCUACUCACAAAGAUCCACUCUAUGAAGCCUGAUGUGGACGAGCAUUUUGGGCUGAUGUGGAAGAAAAAUGGCACCCAUGAAGGAGAGUUUGUGUUCCACACGGGCGAGGAGAACUACUUGGAUUAUGGAAAGAUUGACUCGUGGAACGGCCUGAGGGAGAUGUCAUGGUGGUCCUCCAAUCAGAGCAACAUGAUUAAUGGUACGGAUGGAGCAGUUUUCCACCCUCUGAUAAACAGGAACGAGCUGCUCUACAUCUUCGCUGCUGAUCUCUGCAGGUCGAUCCAUCUUGCCUAUGUGGAAGACGUGGAGGUGAAAGGCAUCCAGGCGUACCGCUUCGCCCCUCCCAGUGACGUCCUCAUGAGCCCCAAAGAAAACCCCACUAACGAGGGCUUCUGUGUUCCGGCUGGAGACUGUCUCGGCACCGGGGUGCUCAAAGUCAGCGUUUGUAGAGAAGGCGCUCCAAUCGUGGUGUCUUUCCCCCACUUUUAUCAAGCCGACCCAAAGUACAUUAACGCUGUGGAAGGGCUCAGCCCCAACAAGGAGGAGCACGAGACGUACCUGGACCUGCAACCGACCACAGGAGUUCCCAUCCGUGCCUGCAAGAGAGCUCAGCUCAAUAUCAUCCUGAAGAGAGUCCAAGGCUUCCCAAAAACCAAGUUCAUCAACGAGACCAUUUUCCCAAUCAUGUUCGUCAACGAGACGGCGACCAUUGAUGAUGACUCAGCAUCCCAAAUGAGGACGCUGCUCCUUAUCGUCACCCUCGUAUCAAACUUCCCAUUGCUCAUCGUGGGCAUGGGCAUCAUCCUGCUGCUGGUGCUUGUCAUCUUGUUCUGCCGAAACCGCCAGAAGAAGAGUGAAGUAAAACGUAUUGAUUUUACUGAAGCUUUUCAUUCUUUUACUACGGUGAAAGACGACACGGCCUACACUCAGGUCAGCGACAAACCUGACGAGCCGUCAGAAACGCCCGCAAGCCAGCCGAUGAGGAACGGCUCGUACAUCGCCAUGUCUCCAGUGGAGGCCCAGAAGUGUUGAUCAAGGAUCCUCCUCCCAGAGUGUGGAGCUCAGGAAGGGGGCUGGGGGAGCAGCACAUGGGUGUUACAUUACCACGGGUGGGGGGUUUGAAUACACGGUGGGUUUGGGAGGAUAGGGGGGAAGGGUUGGGACACAAACCCCCAGUACAUGUUUAGUCAACAAAGACAUUGCUCCGCUCACUGAGCCCUCUGAUGACUGUCUGCCCUCCUCCUAUUCUACCUGCUGAGCAUGGCCCUCACUGCCUGCCGUACUGCAACACAACCCACACUCACUCACACACUUUCCGUCCUGGCCGACCCUACAGAUGAAGAGACUCUGGGUGGGCGCGGCUGGGACAAGCCUUUUCUUCCCAUGAUUCUCCUGAGGGAACACGGUAGCAGCAUAGGCAUCGCUGUUGUGCGCGGAUGCAUGAACUUCAGUGUUUGUAGUUUUCACCUGAACAACAGAGGGUGGUGUUACCUUCAUAUUCUCCCUCUUUAUUGGUCUUCUCUGAGGAGAAAACAGACCAGAUUUAAAAACCCCAUGCAAAAAUGAAUCCUUUAUUAGGUCAAAACUCAGAGCUCAAGGCUCAAAAGACAAAAUGUUUUUCAUUUAAUGUAUCUUUUUUGUAAAGAAAAAAACUAAGCCAAACUAUUUAAAGAAGUUUGCCUUUUCCCCAAGAAGACUUAGUGAAACUACCCACACACAAACACACCGAACGCACUUCGAGUAUCAGUAAGUUAAAGUGUGUGUGUGCACCUUUAAUAACACUUAGCUGUCCAGUUUGAUGGACAGCUCUGUUUCUCUUAAAGCAGGCACGGUGUACUGUGACUCCUGGAGUACUUGUGAUCUUGAACGCCCCCUUCUCUCUUGUUUCAGCUGGGUUUUUAUGAAACACUAGGUAUGAACAGAAAAUAUCAGAGAGAGCUCAGCCACAUUUCGAAGUUCCGAGAUGAUGACUGAGUUAGCUGUGAGAGGUUAACGAUGCACCUUUUUGUAGGCUUUACCACACUUUAAAAACAAAAGGAGAAAAAAAAGAAAAAACACCCACAAGAACUUACAAGGGAGACUUGAACCUGCUUUCUGCCUUACAACGGUUCAGCGUGUUCUUUAUGUUCGUUCAUAGUUCAAAUAAGCUGGAAAAUCUCUUCUGUCUUUAUUGUACAUAUGUAAAGGGGAAAUGUCGAGAUACCUCUGACCAAAAUCCAGCAAACAGUCCUCCUAGGCGUGCUGAAAGACACUAACGUCGCUGUGGUGUCGACCGCUCCUGCACGUCUACACUGUUACCUAUUAGAGAAAGCACAAUUUGGAUUGUUAAAACCAGUCCUAACACAAGGCGACCAUUUUCUUUGUCCUCUUGUUAUACAUAUAUUUACAGCUGAUCUGUCAGAGACACUGUCAAGUGCCGUGACUAUUAAAAAAAGUGGAAUCAUUGGGGUUUUUGAGGGAGCCUUGUGUGCACCACUCGCCGCUGUGCAGUCAUUCAGUUUGCCAAGGAGCUGUAGGCAUUCGGGCAAGCAGAAAAAACGCAGCACACAGCACUUGAAUCACUGUUUGUCUUAUGUUUCAUGUUGUGUUAUCUUCUCUAUGUCCGCCACAUGUCAGAAAAAAUGUUUAAAAAAACUGGUAGUCUCAGUGGGAAGUGAAUUUAAGGCCAUAAAACUGUCAACAUGGAGAAUUCCCUGCACUUUGCCUGGAAAAUUGUGCCCUGUUUGUUUUCAUUAUUUUUGUCUGUUUGUUUUUUUUGUCCUUGUCAUUUUAAUGCAGGUGGUAUGUUCAGAACAUUUCAAUGGUUUGUCCUCACAAGUAUUGGUAAUGAAGGAUGUCGUUGCUAGAGAAACAACACAUCCGCGCCUCUGUGUUACUUGCUUUUCAGCACAUGGAGUGUCUUCUUUUUGAUAUACUUUUGUAUUUGUUAUUGCUGCUAAACAACAAAAUGCCAUAAUCUAUGGACUUGUAUUUGCAUAUGGGAUAUUACCCAUAAUGUGCUCUAAUUCAGGUUGAUCCAGAGUCUUAAAUCUCAAGGAUUUAACCCAUUCUUUGACAUCCGAGCACAAGGAUACAAAGCCCAAAGCUUGCUGCCAUCUAUUGGAAAUAGCAGUUAGUUAUCACACUUUAACCACUCAUUCCUUCGUUAGCAGGUCUGACCAUAUCACAUGUAUCGUGGGGGUUUAUGGUAGGAUUAGUCAACUUUUACCGAUCACUUGAGGUGCACAAAAAGGGCGAGCCACUCCAGCACCACCUCAGAUUGGUGUCUGAAGUCAGCGAUUGUGGGAAUAUUAACACUGUGGUGGAAGUUUCUCUGAAAGUAUUCCUUUAAAUCAAUUCACUAAAGGCCUUUUUAUUCCACCAUUUGCGCAAGCAGCCACCGCCUUGUGCAAACUCGUAGUCCAUCAUUAUCCACCUUUUUAAACUUGAACCUGAGAGACCUUAAUCCCCAGAGUCGUGUGUGUAUGUUUGUGUAUAGCGUCUGUUCAAACACACACCUGAGCCAUCUCUGUCUGACUUCGACAACUUCAACCUUUGAGUCUCGAUCUAUCAAGCCCGAUGGCUCGUCCCUGCUCGACCAAAGAUAACCCACAUGGAUCUGCCCCGGCGCCAUGUUUACUCUCCUCUGCGAUAACGGUUGUGCCACAAAACCACCACCUACUCUUUGCUUUUUUAAACGUGCCACCAAUUACGGGAAGUAUUUGCAGCAGUGUUGUGUGAGCGUGAACAGAAAUGUGUGAGUGUAUGUGCCUUUUUACACCAAGGCAAGAAAAAAAAAAAACAUUUCAAAGUUGGUAGUGUGAUGAGUAUUGCUUUCUCUGUCACUCAAUGCAAGAGCAAACAAAAGUAAUCAAUGCUCUCUGUGAGCAGAUCUCAGUAUUAUGUAAGACAAAGCAAUACAGAUUUGUGUGAAAUAUUUUAUUAAGGGGCCACACAAUAUUUAUGUUUUUCUUGGAUUUGUUUCUGUUUUGUUAGUUUCUUGUGUAGAAAUAUUUCCUUUUUUUUUUUGUAAAUGAUUUAGUUUUUUUUUAAAUAUUCAGCACAUUUCUUUUGAUCAUUUCAAACUGAGAAAAUAAAAAGUGUAAAAGCUGGUCCAGUAUUUCACGCUGGGAGCUGUGGGGGCCCUGUACAAUGUUUGUAAAGAGUGUUCAUGAAUGGUUUUGGGUUGUUUGUGAUGGAAGAGUGUGAGAACUUGUGAGUAAAAAUUGUGUUUGUGGAGAGUGCACCAUUUCUAUGAAACGAGUGAUAUUUUUUUUUCAGGAAGGCUGACUGUCUUGAUGACUGAGUAAAGAAAAGCAUUGAUGCUGUGUUAUCUAUCUAGAUGAAUGAAGCCCUCCUUCAGGGAUGAGCACUUGUGCCAUACCAUCCUUUUAUUGUUA
Messenger RNA from Notolabrus celidotus (New Zealand spotty), 5400 nucleotides. It is a transcript of the gene scarb2a, whose product is annotated as scavenger receptor class B, member 2a. Gene Ontology annotation, cellular component: cytoplasm; lysosome; membrane. Gene Ontology annotation, biological process: receptor-mediated endocytosis; protein targeting to lysosome. The coding region runs from base 461 to 2053 and encodes 530 amino acids. Lineage: Eukaryota; Metazoa; Chordata; Actinopteri; Labriformes; Labridae. Gene Ontology annotation, molecular function: scavenger receptor activity. The record is from RefSeq and is a predicted model, not a curated record. The transcript is spliced from 13 exons.